AGCAUACUCUAUGUCUGUCAUCACUAUCAUGCAUUAGUGCCAUUUAACACAAACAGAAUUCCGAGAUCGCAGACUCUAUUUACCGAGCAGAAAAGAACAGAAGAAAAAAAAAAUGAAGAAAAAGAAUAAUGAGCUGAGAAAGUUUACUGCUUACGCUUAAAUCUGGCUUUCAAUUCUUUGCAGCAGUCUGGUAUUCCCAAAGACUCUAUCUCAUUAAAAUGCCUUUUGCAACAAGAAGAGGUUCUUCCUCUUUAUUGACUUCACAUGGGCAAUUAACUCUACCUCCCUCUCGUUGUUUAACCUGAACCCCAAUCUUCUCCUUAAAAUGCUAAAAGCUUCACCUCCUUGAACCUGAAAGCAAACAACCCGACCCUUCCUUUUCCCUCUUUUUCUUCCUCCUCUUGCCAAUUCUACCUUCCAGUCUCUGUUUCUGUUUCCACUCUGAUGGAUGCACCACAAAAUCCAAGCUUUUUGUGGUUUCUCGCUUGCCUCUCCUCCGGCGACCGGUAAAGAUCGCAUCUUUUUCUCGUUUACGAUGGCUUCGGGCAUGAGAAAGUUCCUGUUGCGGCAUCCGGUUGUGGUUGAGGUGGGAUGCGGCUGCCGCCGGCCAAAGCUCCCAUCUUUCUUCUCCUGCUCGACGAAAUCCAAGCCUCAAAGCGACGGCGGUUUUCUCUCUCCUUCGACCACCACCUCCCACUGGGGAACCAGCAGCUUCACCGCGACAACCGCCGGCGACUCCUCUUCCACCUCCCGCUGCAACUUAUCGCCGGAGAGGCCGAAGGAGACUGCCGCCGCCGAGGGCGGCCGGCGAAAGCCGAGCAGGAAGAAGAGCAAGCGGGCGGCGGCGCCGAGGAAGGGCGUGGUGGACGGGAGCGUGGCUGUGGUGAAGGACUCGUCGGACCCGUUCCUGGACUUCCGCGACUCGAUGCUGCAGAUGAUCGUGGAGAUGGAGAUCUAUGCCUGGGAGGACCUGCGCGACCUGCUCCACCGCUUCCUCGCCCUUAACGCGCCUCGGCACCACCACCUGAUCCUCCGCGCCUUCGCCGAGAUUUGGGGUGGCCUCUUCUCUUCUACGACCUCCCCCUCGACGCCGUCCUCCUCCGCGUUCCGCCGUCGCCGGCGGUGAGCCCGACGGCCAAAGAAGCCGAGUUGAGAUCCUGCUACCACCUGGCGCACUAACUCCGCCUGGGUGGUGAUAGGAUCUCAAAUCCCCGCAAAAUCAAAGAUGUGAACUUCGUAGGAACAAGAGGAGUGCCUAAUCGUUGACUUUGUUCUCCAGAUUUUAGGAUUUGUGAUCUGUUUGACUGUCUGCUUUAGAUUUUGAGAUUGCUAGCGUGCUCUUUCUUCACAAUCAAUGGCUGCACUAAUUCAACAA
Zingiber officinale is the source of this 1375-nucleotide messenger RNA. RefSeq names its product transcription repressor OFP8-like. NCBI's taxonomy places the organism in Eukaryota, Viridiplantae, Streptophyta, Magnoliopsida, Zingiberales, Zingiberaceae. The record is from RefSeq and is a predicted model, not a curated record. The transcript has a single exon. Gene Ontology annotation, biological process: negative regulation of DNA-templated transcription. The coding region runs from base 449 to 1126 and encodes 225 amino acids.